AUGUCUCUCGGUAAAGAAGGAACACUGCCGAUUUGGCACGAGUUGCAAGAAAGAAAAACAGUGACUGUGGUGUGUGAAACUGCUAUAUUUGCUUUGGUAAUGGUUCUUUCUCUAGUUGGGAAUCUCAUGGUCUGCUAUGCCGUACGAAGACAGCCAAGACUUCGUCGCCCAAACAACUAUUUCAUUAUAUCUUUGGCCUUGACUGAUAUUUCGCAAGCUUUGUUUACAAUGCCGCUGUCAGUUGUCUUGUUGGCCACUGGAAAAUGGCCUUUCGGAACUUUUCUGAUUCGUUUUGCAGCAAUUUCCAUGAUAUCACUGACGUACAUCUCGACGUUUACCAUGGCACUGAUGGCCUUAAACAGGUAUUACAAGAUAGUGAAGCCAGCGAAAUACCAAACUCUUUUUACAAAGAAGUUCAUCAUCUCAUCAGCUUCGGCGGUGUGGGCCGUAGUCAUUGUUAAUGCUGUUGUUUCUCUAUUUGCACUCGGUUUUCCCUCCUUCGUGCACCCAGCUUUUGCAAUUCCUGUGACAUGGUUUCCAAUGCCAAUAUCACGAUCGAUCUUAGUAUUUAUCUCGUAUUUGCCGUAUCCUGUUAUCGUUUUCUGUUACUGGAAAAUACACAGGGCCGUCAAGAUGCACAAUGCAAAUGUUUCGUGGCAGAGUGCAAAUGUAGAAGAUGUAAGAGUCAGCAAAGUCCUUUUUGUCACCGUUGCCGCCUUUCUGGGCCUGUGGUUGCCGGCUCAAACUCUGAUUGUUGUUUCCUUUCGUGUAACGAUACCACGCCAGCUCGCACUUUUCGCGACUCUUCUCAUUUUCUCAUCCAGCUUCAUAAAUCCUUUCAUAUAUAGUUUUAUGAGCCGCACGUUUAGGGAUGAAUUAAAAAAAUGCUUUGUCCUGAGGAAGAAGCAGUCAGUAGGUACAGAAUCCUGUCAGAGAGAAGCAGCUCCAGUUUAA
This is a messenger RNA of Pocillopora meandrina, 954 nucleotides long. Lineage: Eukaryota; Metazoa; Cnidaria; Anthozoa; Scleractinia; Pocilloporidae. The record is from the annotation of a GenBank genome assembly.